Molecule: messenger RNA, 1053 nt
Organism: Juglans regia (Persian walnut)
Lineage: Eukaryota; Viridiplantae; Streptophyta; Magnoliopsida; Fagales; Juglandaceae
Product: ethylene-responsive transcription factor ERF014-like
Exons: 1
Coding region: 193-846 (217 amino acids)
Biological process (GO): regulation of DNA-templated transcription
Molecular function (GO): DNA binding; DNA-binding transcription factor activity
Source: RefSeq, a predicted model, not a curated record
CUUUUCUCCUCAAAGUUCAGUCCCUACAUUGCUUUCCUUACUUUCAGAACAAGCAAAAGGAAAAAAGUUGCCUAGAACAAACCAAAGAGCUAGGUAGAGAGACUUCUCCAACACACUUUCUCCACCAACGUACGUAUUGAUUCCAGAACACCCUUUGUUCACCAAAGCAUUGAUUGUUGCAGCUUUCAACAAAUGGUGAAGACAGAGCAGAAGAAUCAUCCAGAUCCAAUAUCAAAACCAUUGCCAUCAACAUCAACAUCAGCAUCAGCAUCAGCAAGCAAAAAGAAGAAAUUCAAGGGAGUGAGAAUGAGGAGUUGGGGUUCAUGGGUAUCUGAGAUUAGAGCACCAAAUCAAAAAACAAGAAUAUGGUUGGGCUCUUAUUCCACACCAGAAGCAGCAGCCAGAGCCUAUGAUGCUGCACUUCUAUGCCUUAAAGGCUCUUCAGCAAAUUUCAACUUCCCCAUCACAUCCUCUAAUCACAUUCCUGAUCAAGAUACCAUUAUGUCACCAAAGUCCAUCCAAAGAGUGGCUGCAGCUGCUGCCAAUAGUUUCAUGGAAGAUGCUCCCACCCCUCCAUCUCCUCCUCCUCCCUCAUCCUCAUCAUUAGUCUCAUCUCCAUCCAUGUCCUCAUCUCCGUCGGAUCAACUCGACGAUGAUCAUGUCUCACUGAUGUCAUCCUUUGAGGUCAAUGAGCCAAUGGCCACGAUGGAAUCCUGGUAUAACUUGGACGGCCUACAAUCACCAAAAUUCAUUGAUCAAAUGCUUAAUGGUGCCUUGUUUGAUCCACCACUAGUGUUUGAUGAUCUGUAUGAAGAAAGCGAUAUUCGUCUGUGGAGCUUCUGCUGAUGAUCAGGAGAAAAAUGGAAAAAAACAAAUCAAGCCAACCCAUAUUAUUCAUUCUUUUGUCCAUUCAUAUUCAUUGAUGAUCUUCGCUUACUGCCUGAAGAUAUUGCUGACAGUGACCAAAAUUCAUUUAUUAGUGUAUUUUGAAUUAGGAGAAGUAAAACUCAUGGGGAGUGAGACAUUUUUUGGACUCUCCCCUGUGGUUUUCUA